This is a messenger RNA of Centropristis striata (black sea bass), 3218 nucleotides long. RefSeq names its product glutamate receptor 1-like. Gene Ontology annotation, biological process: synaptic transmission, glutamatergic; modulation of chemical synaptic transmission. Gene Ontology annotation, cellular component: postsynaptic membrane; AMPA glutamate receptor complex; dendritic spine. NCBI's taxonomy places the organism in Eukaryota, Metazoa, Chordata, Actinopteri, Perciformes, Serranidae. Gene Ontology annotation, molecular function: transmitter-gated monoatomic ion channel activity involved in regulation of postsynaptic membrane potential; AMPA glutamate receptor activity. The coding region runs from base 264 to 3128 and encodes 954 amino acids. The transcript is spliced from 18 exons. The record is from RefSeq and is a predicted model, not a curated record.
GGUUGAACAGUGAACAAACACUCUGACAGUCGGAGUCUCCGCGGCAGCAGAGCUCCGCUUCUCCUCCUGGUCCUCCUGGUCCUCCUGGUCCUCCUGGUCCUCCGGUCUGAAGGUCUGAAGGGGGGCAGCCUGAGCCUGAAGCGGACUGAAGCGGACUGGAUGUGCGGCUGUGGUCCCGGGCUGCGGAGGAUCUGGUCCGGCCCCGGUGUGAAUGGGAUUACUCCGGUCGUUGCGGGUCUCGGUCUGUCGGUGCUGGAGGAACCAUGCGGCCGUCGGUGCUCCUCCUGCUCCCGCCGCCGCUGCUCCUGCUGCUGCCGCUCCUCCUCGCGCUCUGCAGCGGCACAAGUUUCCCAAGUAACAUCAACAUAGGAGGCCUUUUCCCCACCGGCUCUCAUGAGUACGAGGUGUUUCGCUUCGCCCUGGCACAGCACCAGGACAUCCCCAAGCUGGUGCCGCAGGUGGACAUGGUGGACACGGGGAGCAGCUUCGCCAUGACCUACGCCUUCUGCUCCCAGUUCUCGAAGGGCGUGUACGCCAUCAUGGGUCUGUACGACCGGCGGACGGUCAACAUGCUGAUGUCGUUCUGCGGUUCUCUUCACGUGUGCUUCGUCACGCCGUCCUUCCCCGUCCACACCAACAACCAGUUCGUGCUGCAGCUGCGGCCCCAGCUGCAGGAGCCCCUCAUGGCGCUGCUGGAGCACUUCGACUGGACCCGCUUCGUCUACAUGUACAGCGCCGACUCAGGUCUGUCGGUGCUGCAGAGGAUCUUGGACACGGCGGCGGAGCGGAGCUGGCAGGUCACCUCCGUUAACUUGGACGCGCUGACGGAAGCUUCGUUCAUCAAGCUGCUCGCCGACCUCGACUUCAAGAAAGACUUUCAGAUCAUCAUCGACUGCGAGCUGGAACGCCUCAACUCCAUCCUGAACCUGAUUGCUGCUCAGAAGAGAAACUUGAAGAGCUACCAGUACAUCCUGGCCAAUCUGGGCUUCCUGGACCUGAACAUGACGGAGUUCCAGAAGCUCGGUCCCAACGUGACGGGCUUCCAGCUGGUGAACCGGAGCGACCCGGAGGUGGAGAAGGUGGACCAGGACUGGCUGGACUUCGACAGCAAAGACCUCAAACUGGCACGAAGACGGCUCCGGUACACAGGAGCUCUGACCUACGACGGCGUCACCGUCAUGGCGACGGCGUUCCAGAACCUUCGGCGGCAGCGCAUCGACAUCUCUCGCCGUGGAAACGCAGGGGAGUGUCUGGCCAACCCCCCCGCCCCCUGGGGGCAGGGCAUCGACAUCCAGAGAGCUCUGCAACAGGUGCGUCUGGAGGGGCUGACGGGUCGCGUCCAGUUUGACGAGCGAGGUCAUCGGACCAACUACACCCUGAGUGUGAUGGAGCUGAGGCACUCGGGGCCCCGGCAGGUCCAGAUCGGCUACUGGAACGAGAGGCGGGGCUACGUGAACACGGCCGUCUACAAACCGGUGAUCGAGGAGUUCCACGACCUGCUGAACCGAACCUACGUGGUCACCACCAUACUGGAAGCUCCCUACAUGAUGCUGAAGAAGAACCACGAGCAGUUCGAAGGCAACGAGCGCUACGAAGGUUACUGCGCCGAGCUGGCCGCCGAGAUCGCCAAACACGUGGGCUUCAUCUAUCGCCUGGAGCUGGUGGGGGACGGCAAGUACGGAGCCAGAGACGCCGAGACCAAGAUGUGGAACGGCAUGGUGGGAGAACUGGUGUACGGGAAGGCGGACGUGGCGGUGGCGCCGCUCACCAUCACCCUGGUGAGGGAGCAGGUGAUCGACUUCACCAAACCCUUCAUGUCUCUGGGAAUCUCCAUCAUGAUCAAGAAACCCACCAAGUCCAAACCAGGAGUGUUCUCCUUCCUCGACCCGCUGGCCUACGAGAUCUGGAUGUGCAUCGUCUUCGCCUACAUCGGAGUCAGCGUGGUACUGUUUCUGGUGAGCCGGUUCAGCCCCUACGAGUGGCAGGGUGAAGACUCUGAUGAUGAAGAUGAGACUCUUCCUUCCUCCGGCUCGAGGAGAGCUCUACCCACCUCCUCCUCUGACCACUCCCCAGGGUUCUCAGGGAACCAGAACCAGCAGAAGGAGAAGGAGGCUCCAGAACACACCAAUGACUUUGGGAUCUUUAACUCCCUCUGGUUCUCUCUGGGAGCCUUCAUGCAGCAGGGCUGUGACAUCUCCCCCAGGUCUCUGUCAGGUCGAAUCGUGGGAGGAGUUUGGUGGUUUUUCACCCUCAUCAUCAUCUCCUCCUAUACAGCCAACCUGGCGGCCUUCCUCACCGUGGAGAGGAUGGUGUCCCCCAUCGAGAGCGCCGACGACCUCGCCAAGCAGACGGAGAUCGCCUACGGCACGCUGGACGGAGGUUCCACCAAAGAGUUCUUCAGGCGGUCAAAGAUCGCCGUUUUUGAGAAGAUGUGGUCGUACAUGCGGAGCGCCGACCCGUCGGUGUUCGUCAAGAACACCAACGAGGGCGUGAUCAGAGUGCGGAAGUCGAAGGGGAAAUACGCCUACCUGCUGGAGUCGUCCAUGAACGAGUACAUCGAGCAGAGGAAGCCCUGCGACACCAUGAAGGUGGGAGGAAACCUGGACUCUAAAGGCUACGGGGUGGCCACGCCCAAAGGAUCGCCCCUCAGAAACCCCGUUAACUUGGCCGUAUUAAAACUGAACGAGCAGGGCCUGUUGGACAAAUUGAAAAACAGAUGGUGGUAUGACAAGGGAGAGUGCGGCACCGGGGGAGGGGACUCCAAGGACAAGACGAGCGCGCUCAGUCUGAGCAACGUGGCCGGAGUCUUCUACAUCCUGAUCGGAGGGCUCGGCCUCGCCAUGCUGGUGGCGCUGGUCGAGUUCUGCUACAAGUCACGCAUCGAGUCCAGACGGAUGAAGGAACUCAUCGAUGCCGCCAUGACGAACAGCAGCCUCGGCGGGAUGGCAGGCUACGGCGGUGGCGGCGGAGGAGGAGGAGGCGCAGCGGGCGGGUACGGAGGCGGAGCUUCGGGGCUCGGAGGAGAAAACGGACGCGUGGUGGCGCACGACUUCCCCAAAGCCGGAGCUCAGGGUUUACCCUGCAUGGGCAAAGGUGGCGGCCUCGGACUGGCCUCCACAGGCAUGUGAUCAGAACUCAGGCUCCUGAUUGGACGGGACGCUCCAGCCUGUCUGUCUGCCUGUCUGACUGUCUGCUGCUGAGCAAGGAUCAGAAGGAGG